Aedes albopictus (Asian tiger mosquito) is the source of this 4226-nucleotide messenger RNA. RefSeq names its product transcription factor grauzone-like. The record is from RefSeq and is a predicted model, not a curated record. NCBI's taxonomy places the organism in Eukaryota, Metazoa, Arthropoda, Insecta, Diptera, Culicidae. The transcript has 4 exons. Gene Ontology annotation, biological process: regulation of transcription by RNA polymerase II. Bases 1769 to 4171 code for a protein of 800 amino acids. Gene Ontology annotation, molecular function: zinc ion binding; DNA-binding transcription factor activity, RNA polymerase II-specific; RNA polymerase II transcription regulatory region sequence-specific DNA binding. Gene Ontology annotation, cellular component: nucleus.
AUAUUUAAAUAUGAUUUAUUUUAUUGAAGUGACAGCUCCGGGUUUAAUAAUUGUAUUGCCUUUUCUUAGAAGAGGAAAUGGGACGUACAUUUGUAACUACUAUUCAGUUCGAUUACAUGUAUACAAGACAAAUAAUAAAAAAAACUAAAUGGUAUAAACAGAAAUAAUAGCAGUAUAACAAAGAGAAUUAAAAUGCAAAAAACUAUAUGUUUCAACAUUCGUUUAAGAAAUGUGUUCAGAUUGUAAUACAAUGAAAAACUUAAGGGGAAAGGAGUUGUUGUGAUCAAAGAUCCUAUCGAAUAGAUAUAAGGCGACAAUAGAGACAGUCACCUUAAAGUAAAAUCUAGAACUGAGAGAACGGGAGAGCUGAGGCUGUUUUAAAUGUACAAAUAAAUUAUGUAGGCAGAAGUCUAUAGACCGUGCACAGCACACAACGUCUUUCUUAAUCCCUCCGAAACCGAAAUGACUGGUUUUAACAGGAAGAAGCAGUUCAUUCGUCUGCGCUCCCUCCGCAUCCAACUCGAGACAGUGUUCAUCCUACUCCGAGGCGCAGCGAGAGGGAGCGCCAUCGACCAGGCAAGUAUUCUAAUUAUAAGGUCGCAUACAGUGUCCUACCUCGGAAACUUGUCUCUUCACAGGAUUGUGGCAGCCAAGCGGCUUUCAAGAAGCAUCGCGCUCCCGUCACAUCCCAAAGAAGAAGAUGUUGGUCUGCAACAAAUUUCUGAGCACAGUGACUGGGAGCGCUCAGUCACAGGCAAGUAUCCUUUCGCAUCCGUAACAAACAGAAAACUUUCUGAGGCAUGUUGUCCACAGAGUCGAGAUUAGCCAGAAACCGCUGAAGAAGCGUUGAACCGACCUGACGGUGAUCGAUGGGUUAACGCGAUGGAGAGCGAGAUCCGUGCGUUGAGCGACAACGAUACAUGGCGUCUGGUCAAUUCUGGCGUUGAAGAACGAGUGGGUCUUCAAAAUCAAGACGAACGUAGAUGGCUCCAUCGAACGAUAUAAGGCGCGACUGGUGAUCCUGAUCAAGGGCGUGGACUACCAGGACACAUAAGCCUGGAACACAUAGCGUCCGUUCCGUCGAGGUUUGCGUUUUUUUUUUGACAGUUUUCCCAUGGGAAAUGUGUCAAACUACUGUCACGCACACGCAAACGUAUGCAUUGUGCGGGGCACUAUACUCUCCCGUCGUCCGUUAUGCAACAGUGCAUUGCCCCCUUGUAUUGGCGGCGAAGCUGGACCUUGAAGUGCACCAAAUGGACGCGGUGACUGCAUUCCAGCAGGGCGACUUAGAUGACGAGGAGAUAUUCAUGGAGUAGCCAGAAGGGUUCCGUGAUGACAGGGCACCAACGAAAGUCUGCAAGCUGCAGAAAGCUCUGUACGGUCUGAAACAAGCCAGAGUAUGGACCCGGAAGUUGGACACGAAACUCAAGCAGAUGGGGUCGAGCGGUAGAAGUUGCAUUUACCAUCGGAUCAUUGCAGGAAAGCUCGUCAUUAUAGCAACAUACGUGGACGAUUUCCUCAUUCUUUCGAAUGUUCAGUGGUUGGAGGCCAGUAUCAAACAGCCAUUAGCCAUGCGGUAAGUUUGAUCAACAAUUAUUGCAAUAAUCCUGGUUCCGCAUACUGGACGGCGGCUAAGCGGAUACUGCGGUAUCUGAGGAGUACGAAGCACGAAAAGCUUACGUACACACGAGCCGAGGACACGAGACUCUACGGCUACAGCGACGCAGAUUGGGGAAACGAUCAAGAUACACGACGGCCGUCAGCGGAUAUGUUUUCCUACAGAACUUUGGACCUGUUAGCUGGAACUCGAAGCGACAAUCUACCGUUGCACUAUCGACCACCGAGGCAGAAUAGGAAUACUAUGCCUGAUUGCCUAACGUGUGCCAAAUCCAUCGAUUGCGAUGAUCAAUCCUUCGAGAUCAGAACAAACAAAGAGAUCCAAAAUGCAUUGUGCAAGCAUUUUUGGUUUGGUGAAAAUCAGUACCUUAAAAGUACCAUUUGCUAUCCUUGCUGGAACAAGAUUGAAGAUUUUCAUCGGUUCUACUGUGAAGUGGAAGAACUGCAUUCUAAACUGCUCUUUCCGCACGUACAACUGCUAGAGGUUAAACAGGAAAAUGUUAAGCACGAUUUCAUCCCCGAGCAGUCUGAUGAGUUGAUGAAAGCUGAAGGGAAUGAAGAAGGUUCGAAUGAAAGUAACAAUUCUAGUGAUGAUGAUGAUGAUGACGAUGCAGAUCAUAAAACGAAGAAAAAGAGCUCACGAUCGGAUAUGUCGAAAGCUGGCAAGCGUCCAAGAUUGCGGAAGAAUGAACUGGACGCGGUCCAGGAGUACGUGUCCCAACAGCUCAUUCUAGAUUGUGAUACGUGCUCGAAGCGUUGCACAACUUUCGACACUUUGCAGAGACAUUCAAUAAUGGAGCACGCAAAGAAAGCGACUGUGCAGUGUUGCAAUUUGAAGUUUACGAAAAGCUAUCGCUUCGUGGAUCAUAUACGGUUUCACCUGGAUCCGAGCCGAUUCGUAUGUUCUCAGUGUUCCAAGCAGUGUGGCAAUCGAGAGGCUCUCAAGAGGCACACUCGCACCGUUCAUGGCUGUGAUUUAGAGCAAGAGGGAGCAGGCGUUAUUAAAACGGAAGGUACGGACGAUGAGGAAAGUGAUGGUGAAGCAGAUAGCGGUGAUGUAGAAGAUGGUGAAGCCUCCGAAGAGGAAAGUGAUGUUUCAGAAGGAUCAAACAAUGGAGAAGACGAUGAUGGUAACGACUUCGAGCAAAGUGAAUCACAAACCGCAGAACAAACAAAAGUACUAGAGGAUGAAGUGGAGAUUCAGCAGUAUGUAUCGAAAAAUUUGCCACUGGUAUGUGAUACCUGCUCAGAACGUCACGAAACCUUCAAAGAUUUGCAAAAGCAUUCCAUGGAGAACCAUAGAAAGCGCGCAACAGUGCACUGUUGUAAUCGUAAACUUGUCAACAGCUAUCGAUUCAUUGAUCAUGUACGAUUCCAUUUGAAUCCGGACCGUUUCAAAUGUACCCAAUGCCCAAGGAAAUGCCCCAAUAGUGAAGCACUAAACAGGCACGUAUUGAAAGUACACACGCCGCUAAAUGAAAGGAAAUAUCCUUGUAAGACGUGUCCUAAAAAGUUCUCCACCAAAUGUAACUUAGCAAAGCACGCCAAGAUCCACGGAGAAUCAGAUGGAAGAGCAAUCAGAAAGCGUCAAGCUCGCGAAAAGGACAAGAAGAAUGAAAAAAUGAUCGCUGAACACAUUGCCCUAGAUUGCGAUACGUGUAAGAAGAAGUGCAGUUCGUUCCAAGCGUUGCAGAAGCAUUCAAUGGACGAGCAUAAGAAACUUGCCUACGUGUUCUGCUGCGAUGGAAAGUUCAAUACCAAACCACGACUAGUCGAUCACAUUCUUUACCAUCUGGAUCCGACCAGAUUCCAGUGCAAAGUUUGCCAAAAGAACCUACGCCAUGGGGAUUCGCUGAGACGACACAUAGAACUAAAUCAUGCACCGGAGGAAGCGAAGACUAUCAAGUGCAGCAUGUGUCCGAAGAUGUUUUCGCAUCAGAAGUUCCUGAAUGUUCACGAACGGAAUCACAACCCAAAAUGGCGCUGCGAAAUCUGUGACAGGCGAUUCAUCUGCGAAGCUAUGCUGACACAGCAUCACAAGUCGACGCACACCAAAGAGCUGACCUUUGUUUGUCACGUGUGUGCCAAAACCUACAGCAACUACCAUACCUAUUGGUCGCAUCUGAAAACGCACGACGAAUCGGCGAAGAAGAAACCACAAAAGCCGCGAGUACAGUGCCCUCUUUGCAACGCCUGGACACUGAAGAUGUCGCGUCACAUGCGGCUGCACUCGGGGACGAAGACCUGUGAAGUUUGCGGCGAGGAAUGCAAGAAUGUGAUCACCUACCAGUAUCACAUGAAAAAUCAUGAAACGGGCGAUUUUAUAUGCUCGGUUUGUGGCAAAAACUUCAAGAGAGAAAUCGGAUUGAAGGAGCACAUGGCGUCGCAUACGGGUGACGUGCUGUACAGUUGUGAUUUUUGCGAUCGAACGUUUAACUCAAACGCCAACAGGGCAUCGCAUCGCAAGAAGGCGCACCCGCAGCAGUGGCUCGAAGACAAGCUGAAGAAAGAAGCGGCCAAACUGGCGCAAGCCAGCGAAGCGGUCCAGUCGUAAAUUGAGUCGAAGUUAUGUUCUGUUGAAAACAGUUGAAUAAAUUGCAUUGAGGUAA